This is a messenger RNA of Pomacea canaliculata, 11710 nucleotides long. Its product is annotated as fez family zinc finger protein erm-like. Gene Ontology annotation, biological process: regulation of transcription by RNA polymerase II. Lineage: Eukaryota; Metazoa; Mollusca; Gastropoda; Architaenioglossa; Ampullariidae. Gene Ontology annotation, molecular function: RNA polymerase II cis-regulatory region sequence-specific DNA binding; DNA-binding transcription factor activity. The coding region runs from base 162 to 2132 and encodes 656 amino acids. The transcript is spliced from 5 exons. The record is from RefSeq and is a predicted model, not a curated record.
UGGAUAAUGUUUGCCAGAGGGCGUUGCAGGCGUUGGAGCAGUAAGCUCCCUUGUUACAGAUGUCUUCAAGCGGUGUCGAUUGUGGUUGUUUUUUAUGCAUACGCUUACAUUCGUUAAACGUAUGAAAACACGCCUACCUUUCGCGUGUGUUUUACAUCAGUAUGGCAGACUUCAUGGGAGGUCAUGACCCAAAUGGAGCUGCAACAGAUAAAGAUGAUGGGAUGCUUUUGCCACACACUUCCUUAGCAAGUGAAGCAAAUGAUAUUCUUUCCCCUUCUUCUCAGGGCUCUGCAAGUUUGACCUCACCUGUUGGCUUCCUCAACCAGUCCUCUGUCUCAAACAAUUUCGUCAACCAGUCACAGGCCACCUUUUUAUCACACUCAGCACUAACUGGACUAGCUGCAGCUGCAGCCCAUCAUGCCAAAUAUACCUCUGCAGGACAGAUCCCAAGCAGCAGAGUUAUGCAGCCAGGCAUGAGCUUGCCUAUUCAGGGACUUAGCCGCAGCGGGCAAAGUGCUGGACCCAGCAAUCCACUACAAACUCCAAACAAGUCAUCCAGCAUGGAUGGUUCUUUCGAAAGUGAUGAAGGAAGUGGAGGAGCAACCCUUUCCAUAUCCUACAUGCGACAGGGAGAGAACUUUGUUUGCUCUCUUUGUGGAAAAACUGUUGCCUCCAAAGCUGCUAUUACUCGACAUAUCCAGCUGACACAUGAGAAGAAGAAGCCUUUUGAGUGCAACAUUUGUCAUCGAAGAUUUGGCUACAAGAACAUUUUGCUGGAGCACCAGAACAUCCACUUUGGUAUCAAGCCAUACUCAUGCAACCUCUGUGACAAGAGAUUUGCUGCACGUUCAAAUCUCUUUCAGCACCGCUUGCUUCAUAUGAAGCCUUUCCAUUGUGAGGUUUGCAACAAGAGAUUUGACAGAGCUGACCAGUUGCAGCGCCACCUCAAGCUUCAUCCUACAUCAAAUAUCCUAUCCUGCAACCUCUGCAACUUCCAGGCUACAAAUGUUGAAACAUUAAACAAUCAUCUGAAAGAAAGCCACACUUUACAAACAUACAACACACGAAGCCGCUUCGGUAACCCUCUGGAAGGUGACCAUAGAGCACCUGAUCUACCUACACAAGUUCCCCUCAGCUUAGCAGGAACUAGCAAUUCUUCCACAGGAUCAUUGUCUAAUUUAGAAAGUGAAGCAAUGCGCAGGAUUGACACCAUCUGUUCUCAGCUAGCUGUGCGUAAUCAGGGUCCAGGCAACCUGCCAAACAUCAAAUCUGAACCUACCUCACCUAUCAUGGGCUCCAGCCCACAUGGCAGUUUACCUCCAAUUAGUCCCUCAAAUAAUCUAGCUUCACCUCCUUUUUCAAUGGGUGGAGACUCCGGAUCAAAUUAUCCUCCCAAUGUUGCAGCAGGUCAUUUUCGGGGAAGUUCAGGUCAAGGUUAUUCGGGUGGGGAUGGAUUCUCCUCAGGCUCUUCAUCAGCAGCAAUUCAUAGUGAUGACAGCCACAAAGAAGAUUUGACCAUGAUGUCUGCAAGUGUACAGGAUCCAGGUAUUAUGUUUUUAGGGGAUGCUUCAUCCUCAAGUGGCCCAGCUUCCAGUUGCAGACAAGCUAUGGGCCAUUUUGUCGCACCCAGUCGACGCAACCCUUCAACUCCUAGUAUUCCUGGAAUCCAGGCAUUCUCCAGGCAGAACCGCAAUGGCCCAGCUCCUUCCCCGCUGCCUCUUCAACAAGCUACCUCAGACCGUGUCAGGUCCUCAGCUGACUCCACGAGCAGUAUGUCGGAAUUUUUUUCCACACUGCAGGCACUUAUUCACCGAUCCCAAGAUAUCCCAGAGUUGAAUGUCACUAUCUCACGCCCGAAGUCCAAGCAAGAUAUGGGCACUCAGCAUACCGCAGUCAACAUACAAGGGGACAUUCCAGCUUUGAAUGAUAUUUUGGUUUACUAUGAGUCUCAGGGUAAGAUCUACCGAUGCAACCAUUGUAAGAUUCUUUUUGAAGAAAGAGGCAUGUAUUUCCUGCACAAGUCCCUUCAUGGAGAAUUAAGUCCUUGGGAGUGUAGCAUCUGCCAUAAGAUCUGCACCGACAAGAAUGAUUUUCAUCUGCACUUUGUGAAUGAGCAGCAUUUAGGACAUUAAUUAUGCAGAAGCACAAAUGCUCUUCAGGAUAAAAAAAAAGAUAUUUGGAUGUUGUUUUGCAUGACUUUAUCAAAUAAGCGUGCAUCUUGUGUAGGCUUGCUGAUAGGCAUUCAGGUCCUACUUGAUAAAGUUUUGUGUCUCCAUUGUUUUUGCAUUGUGUCACUUGAAAAAAAAAACUACUUUUGAACAAACUAUUUAUCAUAAAUUCAAGGUUUCAGCUGAUCAACAUUUAUAUAUUACCAGACCUGACUUUGUUUAAAGCAUUGAGUUUGUAAAGGAAACAUAAUCAGACUCCAGAUUUCAUCAGUUUCCUAAAAACUGAAGCAGACAACAGAAGUGAAUGCAGAUGAAGAUGAAAAUGAUGAUAGGUGAAAGAACCAGAAGAAAAGGACAUAAAAGACAAUUAAAUAUAAAUGAAAUCAAGUGGGAGAGGAGGAAGAAACAUGUCCUUUACGUCAAAGAUCACUUAUUGAUACUUAUGACUAAGUGAUAGGCAUGUUUGAGGACAACUUCAUUGAUGAAAAGCCUUAAUUUUUUUUUAUGUUCUUGUUGAUAUGUCUCUACCCCAAGUAAGUUUGUUCUCAAGAGAAAUUUUAUUUACAAUGGGGAGAAAAGAAAUUCAGGAGAAUAAUCUUUUUUGAGACCUUAAUUAUACUGAAUAAUUUAACUAGAAUUUAAUGUCAAAUAUCUCUUUUUUUUUUUUGAAAGAAAUCAAGAUUUGGUAUAUGAAAUGAAACAGUUUAAUAUAGUCAGCAUAUUGCUUCUACGGGUGAAUUGACAUAUUAAUGCUGGUUUAAGCUUUGCAUGUAAUGACUUUUUUUGGGAAAUUUAAUCUGAUUAACUCAGGUUUUGACUUCGAAGAUUAUGGCAGGGCUGCAGAGAAGAUACCUUUUUGAGUUGAUGAUGGCAUUUUGCAAAGCAAUUUCAAGGACAGUGAUGUAUAGCAUCGACUGGCGGAAGUGUUGCCAUGUCACUGCACUACCAGAUUCGUCAAACUGAUCAUAAUAUUUUUAAUAACUUUGUUUAUGUGGAGAUCCCCAAGCCAUGUGGAAUGCAGACCUGAAGAGAUGUACAGUAGCUUUCCUUUCAUGAUGGCAAGCUACUUGUAGCAGCCUUGACAUGUUGCAUCAACAGUUAAGCAGUCUCCUGGGGCCGAUAAAUGUGAUUGAAAUAUUCUUUGGGAAAAGUGGAUACUGUGAGUAGUCAUGACCUUCUUCUCUGUUGCUAUGGAAUGAUUGCAUUGUGAGCCAAGAUUUUCAAUAUAAUAUUUUGUGUGUGCAUGUGUAGGGUGAACUCUUAAAAACCUUCACAUGCAUGGGCAUAGUACAGUUGCAUUUGAACUGUUAGUAUCAGCAACUGUUUUAGGGAUAAAGUGACUGCAGGGUAAGUUUCAGUAGUCUGCAAUGUAGAAGGGAUAGGGAGCAGAGAUGGCCUUAGCAGUAUGUGGGGGCCUGGGUGAGUGUCAUAUGCGGGGCCAAGAGCCGUAAGUGUAGGCUAUAUAUUGUACCACAUCAUGGGGGACCCCUCAAAGGCUGCCUCUGUAGGUAGGAAGGAUUCUUGCCAUUAGGCUAACUGGUUUCGUGCAUAAUAUUUAAUGGCAUUAUAAAUAUGUAAAUCAGGGUGUGAUUUCUUGUGUGUGAAAGUGAAAAAGUAAGUGUUGGUGCUUGACAGUGGGAAAAUGGAUGAAUUUGAAGAAACAAUUAGUCCAAAUCUCUAGUAUUCAGGAAUCUUUUAAUAGGGAUGGGGGAUUUUUCAUAGCUUUGAACUUGGACUUUAGAAACACUUGGACGUAUGUUAACUGUGUGUUGCUUUUGUUUUUUUAAUAACCCUACAAAGAGAUGUAUGUGAGAUUAACCAACUCCUUGACCUACUGUCUUCAGUCAGUACAAGUUGCGAAUGCAUCAGAACUCUGUGCAUGGUCACCAUAAUAUUUGAACAGAGAGAGAGAGUGCAUGUCAGACAAAUCAUCCAGGAAGCUGUACUGUGCAUUGAAAGAUUGGUUCCUUUGGAAAUGUGACGGGUUUUUUAUUUUUGUUUUGUUCAUUAGGCCCUCAUUCUCCCCACUCUUUCUAAAUAUGUAAUUGUGUUUCCUCUGCACUUAGAAAAAAAAUUACAUAAAAGUGGUGUACAAUAAGGACCCAAAAGCAACUAGCAAUUCAGUAAUAAAAAGAUGGCAUUUCUAGGGUAUUUCCCCCUGGAUUUAAGCAACAGCAAGAGGCAGCUCAUUAAUAUGUCAAAAACCACGUUGUUGAUGAUCAUUGGUUAUUGUUGUAGAGAGGUUGUGUUGAACUUGGUCUUUUAUGUUCAAGACAAAAUAUUUUCCCUCAUUUUGAUGGUUAUGCAUGAACUGCAUUUUCUUAUUAAUUUAAGGCAGAAAACUUACACAUUGUAAAAUGAGAAAAUGAUACAGCAGCAUGUAAGCAGAUUACGGAGGCAGCAGUCAGCACAUUGAUUUAUUUACUAAUCUGAUGUUGAUGCAAGAUUUAAGAUGUAAGAAUAAUUGAACUUUCUAAAUGACAGAUUUGAGUACUGAUAAUUUCUUUGUUUUGCACUUUGUGUUUCUCAGGUAGUUACAUUUUUACCAUUGUCAUUUGGUUUUUUUUCAACAGAGUAAAUGCUAUGUGCACAUCCAUUUUUUUGUCGAAGCUACUGAGACACUGUUGGUAUGAUACAUGUGCAAAGCGAUUUUAAGAACGUAUGCUAAUGUAAUUUUUUAAUAUAUUUCUUUGUCAUUCAUUGUUAACAAAAUGUUUUUCUUAAAUGGAAUACUGUAUUACUGUAGUGCUUAUUGUAACACUCUGCAGAUAAGAUAGUUAUGGCAUAAUGUUAACUGCUAUUGCAAGAGGCAGUGACGAGCAUAACCAAAAUGCACAUGACAACUAUAGUUUUUAGCCAGAGCCAGUGUGUUAAAAUAUCGCUCGUUUCUCAUUUAUGUAGGCUUUAUUUAUUUUGCCCAUGAGUCUUUAUGUUUUUUUCGUAGGUAAUAUUAUGCUGUUUAAUUGUAAUUAAGAUUUUCUUUUGCAUCCUAGUAUGUUACUUUUACAUUUCUAACCUUUAAGAGAAAUGCGCAUCCCCUGUUGAUGCUGGUAAAUAUCACCUACAUGAGAUUUCCUUUAUUUUUCUCCUUCUUGGCUGCUGGUUUGGCAAGGUGAAAGGUAGCCAUAGCAUGUCGUGUGUUAAAAGACACAACAACUAUAAGAAGAAUACACCAGUCCAGUGCUAAAAUGCUUGUCACAAAGACAGCAAGGAAUGUGCUUCUAUCCUGCCUCCAGUACGUCAUUUCUCUCAGGAUGCUACCUGUUUAAAGUGCUGGACUAUCUUGUGAUAUUAUAGCCAUAGUUGCUGAUUUGACAUGAAAGAACGACCAAGUGUGAAUAAAUGGUGUUUUUGUUGUUGUUAGGCUAUAUUGUUUAUCAAACAAAUAGUCAUUUUUGUGUUGUUGGACAAGGAAAUCUUGCCUAGAGCACCCGGACCACUCAUCUUGCUUAGUCAUUUGUAAUAGCAUGUUCCCUAUUAGCAUAAGCAAAUCUUACCUCUUACUAUGUACUACAUUCAUUUAUACUGGUCUUCACUUUCUUCAGACCUAUCUGUGAUUUUCUUGAUUUUUGUUUUUUACCCCAUGGAAAUGGACAUCACUAAUUUUUUUUUAUUAAAAGUAGGUGAUUUGAAGUUUGCUCAGAUAAUCUGGCUGCACGGCAAAGAAAUACUUUCAUUGAGAGUAUAGAAAUACAUUUUGCUCUUAUGUAUGCUUUUGCUGUGAUGUUCUCCAUUCAUUUGCCAUUUUCUUGCUAAAAACCUUUUCUUAUACAUGGUAACAAAAACAGCAGGAACAUAUUAAGGUUUUUUGCAUGGGUGUGUGGGGCUUGCUCUCAAGACCAUCAGAAGCUAAUGAUCUUUUAUUGGUGGUUUUGAAAAAGUUGCCCCCAUAUUCCUUAUUUUUGAGAAGAGGCUCCUAGGAUUUGCACAUGCAUUCCUCACCUUGGCCUUACCCUUUCUUUGUCAUGAUGUGCAAGUUGCAGAUGUUGAGUUAGAAAAAAAUUUGGCGGUGACUGUAACCACAUGUUUAUGGGUUAUCUUCUGAUUGUUAUUGUUGCUUUCUUGCUUUGUUUAGGUAUGCAACAAAAUGCACCAUUGGUCCUUUUCUGAUUGCAGCAGGCAUUCAUUGUUGCUGCCUUUUACUGUCAUUCUAGAGAUAAGGUGUAGAGACAGUAAGACAUGACGAUAAAAAAUAACUAAAUUUUUUGUUGUGCUUUUGUGGAAGGGAGGGGCAAGAAAAUCGAAGUGUAUGAUCUUUGAAAAGUACUCUGUAAAUAAACUGAUUUCUUCAAUAACUUAAAGAAAAUUUACAUCAACAGUUGACAUUUAAUGGUUUCUAAGAAAAGCACUCAGUCCCCUGUCCCCUAGCCCAGGAAACAGAAGACACGAAACCUCCUUUUUCUGUACCUGACAUUACUGUUCUUAUUCAUGAAAUUACCCGAACAGUAGAUUCAAGAGUGAGUGCAGAGUACAAAACCUCUAACAACUUCUUUGAUCGUGGUGUUAAUAUGUAAUAUUGCUCUGUUUUGCAUUUAAAAAUCAUUUGAUAAAAUACCAGUUUUCUAUCACUCAUGUUGAUGCAUUAUCAAUAAUAUUAGGCAGCCAUGAUAAUGCCUUUAUUUGCCAUAUGUUCUUGAGAACUUUAUGACUUGUUAUGUAAGAAGAGACAUUAAUGAACAGUGACUUUAAAUAUGCAAACACACACUUAGGGUGUUGCACUUUUUUCAGUUAAACGUGUUUUAAAACAUUAAUGAUGACACAUACAAACCUUUUUAUAAGAGAUUUUAUAAAUGGGUGCAUAGAACAUUCAAGAUUGUGUGCCAUGAUAGUCUAAGAAACUAACAUUUAAUUUUAGUCAUCUCUGUGGGAGUAUCAUUUUAUAAUCUUUAUUUAAAUUCACCUUCUGUCUGCUAGAGUGGGUAUGGAAAUGCAUAAUAUAUUUUAGUGGAUAAUAACUUACCAAUUUGGCUACAUGUGUUUUUCAGUAAUGCUAUUCAUACAUGCCUGCACAUGAAUGGAUUUUAAGAUUCCAUAUUUCUGUUUGUUGUUUUUAGUUAAAAUCAUUAGAAAACUGUUUUUGCCCAAGUUAGAAAAACAUUAAAAUUGUUUAUAGUUUUUAUCCACCCUAAAAAAUCUCAUGUUGUCUUUUAUAAAUCAUGUUGUCUGUGCAUACCAGUUUUUUAAUUUUCAUUGAGCUGUUGUAAUUUUUCUACAAGUUUUUUUUUCCCCAGUCAUAGCACUUGCCAAGUGCUUACUUAUAUCAGCGUUUAAUACAUUCUCCAUUUGUCACCAACAGAGGUGUUUUGUUUAGAUGUGUAAUUGUUGCCAGUACUAUGAUUGUAGUAUUGUCUUUUGUUGUUUCUUAUCUAUUUUAUUCAAGAACUACAUCAAACCUCAUGGUGUUUUGAGACAUUUUAUUGCACAGAAUAUAGAGUAUAUACCAGCACUGCUGACAAAAAUCUAAAUUUCGUGGAUUCAGGGAAUUUUUUUGUUUCCUUUAAGGCCUAUUAAGGCAUGAAGGGGUAUCUUACAGCAAGGUAAUGCUGAUGUUUCUAUAAUGAAAGUAAUGUCAUGCACCUCAAAACAAAUGUGACUUGUAAGUGACUUAUCAGUUUGUAGAGUAACUCAUAAUUUGCCAAUUUUAGGCUGCUUUAUGUGCAGUGUUAAAUGAUUCCUAGACAGCACUACAACAUGUUGUUUUGGUUAAAACUUGUGGAAGCUUGAAGGAAAAAACCUUUGGCCCACAAGUACCUUUGAGUUAGGCAGAUCCUUGACCACUGCCAGAACUGAACAACUUUGAAGAAAGUUGACAUUUUUGUUAACAGCAUGUGGGCAUUAAAGAACUAUUACUCAGGGAAGCUUUUGACUAAUAUGUCUUAUAACUGGUAGUCAGUCCUUUUCGGUAUCAAAAAGCAGGUUAUGCCAGAAAGUUUUUCUUUUUAACAAAACUGGACAAAUUUUAUGAUGUAUGCAUUCUGCUGUAUGGAAUAUACAUUACCAUGCUUAAGACCUCGCUAGUGGAAAGUUCUGAGGAGUGCAUUGAAACCCUGUUUCUUUUGCAGUAUAGUAAGAUUUGUAUACAGAAAAGCAGCUAAUACAGUGUAAGGACAGAGUUUAUUUUGCAUGAUUGUGAGUGGGUUCUUCAGAAAACACAUACAUUUUUUUUUUUGUUAAACUAAAAAUUAACCAAUGUCCAUAAGAAGAUGCCAUUUAUUUACAGGGACAUAAGAGCCCUUCUAAAUAUGACACUGUAGGAUUCUAGAUAAAAUAACUGUGAGAUUGUGAUGGUUGUUCCGUUUAUCUGUAAUGUGUUUAGAUUUUUUAAUAAAUCAGGGAUAAACAGUGGUCAUCAUCUUCAUCAUUGUAUUCGUCAUUAUGUUUAUUAUUACUAGUAUGACUAUUGAUGGUGAUGAUAUUCCUGUACUUUUUAAAGGAUUUGUAUUAAAGUUUUUUUUUUUAAUCUUUAAUUCCAUACUUUUUCUAGCUUACCUUUUGCUCUCUUUGGAAACAUUUUAUUUUGAUCUUCAUGUAUAUAGUUUUUCCAGUCUUUGAAAGUGUAAAAAUGUUUCUUAUAUAUUUCAGUGUUGUCUGUAUACCUUUGUGAAUGUGUCAGAUUUAUUUUAGCACAGUUACUUAGCAGGUGAUUGUGGGUAGAAGGAAUAAUAUUUUUUUGUGCGUACUUUAUAGUUGUGAAAUUGGUAGCUGUUGUCAAAGUUGUUGACUCUGUAUGCUGCUGCUCUUGAUGUUGGACUAAAAAUUGCUUCCUCAUUCUAGUUCCAGACCUCUGCCACGAUAUACCUCAUAAACGUUUACCUAGAUUUUUUGCACACAAGACAUGCAUAAACUUCUAUGUGUGCACUUGUGUGGGUGUAUGCAUGUUUGCUAUGUUUCAUUUGUGUUGUGAACUUAAUUGUACCUCUGAGCUAUUGUAAAUGUACAUACACAGGUUGACUAUAUUUUGUUGUUGUAUUUGAUCUAUGGGCAUUUGAAAAUUUAAAAAAAAAAUUUUUCCUCAGGGUUGGUCGUGAUGCACUGCUGUUUUGACAGUUGUACCUCAAGUAACCUCUUGAAAUUCAUUAGUUGCGAACAAACAUUUUUUCCAGCUUUUAAGAGUAUGCCAGUUUAAAGAAAUGUUAAUUGAUUGUUCAGUGACCACGCUAUGGUAGAUUGACUCUUGUGUCACAAAAUAAUAAAAACUUUGUACUUUCUUUUGUAAGUAUUCAAUGGAGUUCAGAUAGAAAACUUGAUCAAGUGUCAUAUUAAUUACGAGUUGUUUUAGUAUUACAUACUUUGGCAAUGUUUUAAUUUUCCUCAAAGAGAGAGGAAAUAUAAGUUUGUUUUUAUUGGGCAGUCUACAAAGUCACAUAUGGACACCCCUGCCCCACAAGACUGGAGUAUUCAAAAAAUACCUCAUAUGGUCAUUGAGCUCUUAAAUUCUUUCUAGCAGUUCAUGGCAGCACGAACUAUAAUAUAUGCAAAUUCUUUAGAAGGUCAAGGUCUUAGGAUCAUAGCAUUCUGUUGCUGAGGCUGUUGGAAGCGUGUGUGGCAGUAACAGUGGAAGCCUCUCUGUGGUGCUUGCUUGUGUGCCACAUGAAGAUGGCAUUCUGGGUUAUUUCCAGGCAGUACACUUCCAAGUCUUCCAAUGGUUUCAGUUUCAGAAUGGUUCCUUCAUGUUCAGCGGUCAGCUUGUGAGCAUUCCUUUGCCAUUUUUGUGUAAUAGAGGAAUUCUGAUAAAAUUUUUACAAGGCAGGGAAUGUUUGUCUAUAAUAAAGUAAUAACAGUUUUAUUUGACUGGAAAGAGAUUAAAUUUUGCGGAAGGGAGUAAGCAAUGUUAGAAGAAUAUACAUGUCAAAUUUCCUUAAAGAUGGGUGCAGACAGACUCUAAACAUGGGUCUUUUCAGCCUGUCUCAGAACACAUGCUUUCUGUAACAGCUGAUGAAAAAUUGGCAGAUCCUGUGUAUUUGGGCUUAUGUAGAACUGAAGCAUAAUUCUGUAGGUUUAAAUUGUGAUUGUGUAAUGAGUUCAUGAACACAAGCAGCAUGAAGAUCAAUUUACAUGAACAUCACCAGAAACAUUUAUUAAACAUAUUAGAGAAACAGUACAAAGUCUAUAUUCUUAAGACUUAAAAAUAUUGUAAUUACACAUAUAUUCUACCAUCAACUCUAGAAUAUAAGUCUGUUUGUUUGUCAUGCAAAUUUUAUAAGGCUUCAGUGCACAGGUGUCAGCAGUUUUUCAUGCAUUUAGACUGCCUGUGCAUGGCCUUAUGCAGCAUAGUAUUUAAUACCUGCAAACAUGGCAGCUAUUGUGUAAAAAAUACGAUUGAUGCAUUGGUCAGACUGAAGAGUAACAGCUAUUACAAAGCACAAUCUAUGUUUUUCUUUCAUUUGGUGUAGAGUUGCAGCAUGUGUAUCCUUAAGAGUAUGCCAUAAACUGAAAUUGCGAUACCUUCCUCCUUUUCCAUAGUUUAAUACAUGCCUCCUUUGAAAGUCUCAGGAAAAGCACUAGUCUUUGACUUCCUUUCCCGUCCCACUCAGAUCAAUCAUGUUUUACGAGUAUUUCCAUUGUUUAAAAUUGUCAGAAUGGCAUUUGUAUACACAUACACAAAUGUGAAUUUUUUUGUGAAAGGGGUGGGAUGGGUUUAAAUUAUUAUCUAGCAUUAAAAAAUUUGUCUCUGAGUUGGUGUAAUUCCCUUCCUACUGUUUUCUAAAUUCUAUUGUUCACCCCACACCUCUUUUAAGUGACCUCCUUCCACACAUUGUUUUUUUUCUUGGGUACCCCCAACCUGUUUCUAUGAUUGUGUAACUGUGUUUGAAGCAUUUCUAGGAGGACAUUAAUUUUUGGUGUAUAUUGUGCGUACAUGUAGCUACAAGGGAUAACAAUUUUGGCAGCAGGCUUGCUGUAAAAAAAAGGCUUGAUAGCCUCCCCCCCCCCCCCCGAAAAAAAAAAUUGAAAUGUGAUUAAGAUUUUGUGAGAAGUGCUAACAUCUAGAUACAACCUUUGAUGCUAAGAAGUGGUGAUUAUUCAAAGGAUCGGUUGUCUCCCAUCCCCAACCCCUCAGCACAGCCUCUGCAUCUUGGACCUCAGCUCCCAAAUGAUACAAUUUGGUGUAAUGUUUCCAUAUAAAUUUGUCACCAUCUCUGUAUUUGUUUACCUCCAUAUAUCUAUUUAUGUAUCUGUACUUUAGCAUUAAAUAUCAUAAGUAGCAUUCAUUGUUCUGCUGUUUAACCUACACUAAUUGUGGAUAACUUCAGACAAGUUAUAAAACACAUAGACUAGAGAAAAUGCAGAAAAAGAUAAAUACCCAUUCAUGCAUAUGCACACACACACACACAGGUAUUGAUGUUCAUACACAUGAAAAUGAGUGCAAGCAUGUGCUCAUCAUGGACACACACAUUUAAGCACUGUUGGUGAUUCCAAACAGCUUGAACAAGACAAAAUAUAAUGCAGACAAAACAACAUUGUUAACAAUAUUAACACUCCUUGGUCUAUAUAUCUAUUGAUGUAUCUGUAUUUUUAGCAUUAAAUAUACAUAUUAAAUGAAA